CGCCGCGGCUUUGGUUUCCCCGGCAACCGGCUGCCUCUCCGCGCGGGGAAGCGGGAGAUGCUGACCCGGCGGCCCCGAGAUCCCCUCCGAGCCGUGCAGCGCCGCACUCAGGAACUGAAGCAACAGGUUGAGAAUUUGCUUUCUGAGAGCCAAGUGAAAGAAGUCAUAGAAACCAGUAAAAAGCGAGAUCUUUACCAAAGAUGUAUCCAGUUAAAGCAAGCAAUAGAUGAAAAUAAAAAUACUCUCCAAAAAUUAAGCAAAGCCGAUGAACCUGCACCCGUUGGGAACUACAAUCAGAAGAAAGAGGAGGAGCACAGUCUGCUGGAUAAGCUGACCCGCCAGCUGCAGGAGCUUGCUGUGUCCCUGAGUACAGAAAACAGAACUGGAGUUGGACUUACUGAAAAAGAGGAAGAUAAUGAUUCUUCUGAAGAUGAAGAAGAAGUAGAAGAAGAAGAAGAAGAAGAAGAAGAUGAAGAAGAAGAGGAAGAAGAAGAAGAAAAAGAAGAGAUUGAUGAUGAUGACGAUGAUGAAGAUGAUGAUGAAGACGAAAGCGAAGAAAGCAGGGAUGAAGAAAAAAUAGAAGAGGGAGAGAAAGAAGAAAGUAAAUCUCACCAGCAGUCAGUAAAAAGAGAAUACAUUGCUAUUGGAGAUUUUACUGCUCAACAAGCUGAGGAUCUUACCUUUAAGAAAGGGGAAAUUCUCCAUAUAACUGAAAAAAACGCUGAUGGUUGGUGGAGAGCCAAGAAUGCCAAAGGAGGUAUAGGUCUCGUUCCUAGAACCUACUUGGAGCCCUAUAAUGAAGAAGAAGUGCAAGAAUCAAGCGAAGAAAGCAGUGAAGAAGAUGCCAAGGUGGGGAAUGAAACAGCAGAGGGAACUGAAAUAAAACAAAGAACUGAUUCUCACUGGAGUGCUGUUCGGAGAGCUAUCUCCGAGCAGAUACAUACCAUUGACACGUUAACCACAAUGGGAGCCAUACCGUCAGGGUUCAGGCCUUCCACACUUUUCCAGCUUCUGGAAGAAGGGAAUCAGUUUCGAGCACGUUACUUCCUACAACCAGAGCUCACUCCUUCACAGCUGGCCUUCAAGGAUCUUCUGUGGGAUGCUCAGGCAGGCACUAUUAGGUCAAGACCAAGUCGUGUUUCAUUGAUCCUGACCCUGUGGAGCUGUAAGAUGAUUCCCUUUCCUGGAACGAGCAUCCAGGUUCUUAGUCGACACAUACGCCUCUGUCUGUUUGAUGGCACUAAGGUCCUGAGCAACAUUCAUACAGUCAGAGCCACAUGGCAGCCCAAAAAGCCCAAAACAUGGACUUUUUCUCCCCAGGUUACUGGCAUUUUGCCCUGCUUGCUUGAUGGUGAUUGUUUUGUCAGGUCCAAUUCUUCAUCUCCAGAUCUUGGAAUAUUAUUUGAACUUGGAAUUUCUUAUAUUCGCAAUUCUACUGGUGAAAGAGGAGAACUGAGUUGUGGCUGGGUGUUUCUUAAACUUUUUGAUGACAGUGGAAUUCCCAUCCCAGCAAAAACCUAUGAACUCUUCUUGAAUGGUGGCACCCCUUAUGAAAAAGGUGUAGAAGUUGACCCAUCACUAUCCAGAAGAGCAUAUGGGAACGUUUUCCACCAGAUGAUGACAAUGAGAAGACAGCCCCAACUUCUUGUCAAAUUGAGGUCGCUGAACAAGAGAUCAAGGAACUUACUAAGUCUGCUGCCAGAAACAUUAAUUGGAAAUAUGUGCUCCAUUCAUUUGCUUAUAUUCUAUCGCCAAAUUCUUGGAGAUGUACUCCUGAAAGAAAGAAUGAGUAUGCAGAAUGCUGAUCUAAUCAGUAAUCCUGUGUUAGCCACCUUCCCUAAGCUCCUGGAGCAGCCUGACAUCAUGGACGCGCUCAGGAGCUCUUGGGCAGAGAAGGAAAUCACACUGAAACGAUCAGAGAAGAGAGACAGGGAGUUCCUGAAGGCCGCGUUCAUCCUGGUGUACCACGACUGUGCGCUCCCUCUGCUCCACUCCACACUCCUGCCCCCGUACCGCUGGGCCGAGGAGGAGACCGAGGUGGCACGCUGGAAAGUGAUUGCUGACUUCCUGAAGCAAAAUCAAGAAAACCAGGGCGCCCUCCAAGCUCUGCUGUCACCAGAUGGGACCCACGAGCCCUUUGACAUGUCCGAACAGACCUAUGACUUUUUGGGCGAAAUAAGGAAGAACACAGCCUGAUGGCGGUGGCCUGCCGCGACUAGAGCCGACGUCGCCGAGGAUUCGGUCCGAAUCCUCUUCAUGCGGAUCAUGUUCUAUAGGAAAGUACAAUUGCCCCACAAUUUGAAGGCCAUGGAACCCUAAAAUAAAGUUAUAAGGAAUACUGUCAUACCUAAACAGAGGCUUUUUUUCUUUUUUCAUAAAACAACUAACAACUUUGAUCAAGAAAGUAAAUCCACAGUCCCCAAAAUGGAAGAUAUUUUCUCAAAUCUAAGAAGUCUAGUACCCAGAAUAGCAUAUUAACAUGCGAUUAUUGCUAAUAAAUUUUAUGCUGUGAGAUAAAGGGAAUAUCAGAGUAACCUAUUUGAAAAGGUUACUUUUCAAAAUCAGCUAUUUGAAGUUUUUCCUAGUUAUAUAUAAAAGAAAAUCUUAUUUUUCUCUUUAAAAAUCUAUAUAAAUGCUCAUUCUAAAAUAAUAAUAAUGAGCAAACUUGCAGGCUUUGGGGCGUUGUCUUACCCCUAUGUUGAAGGACAAAGCUGCUAUUACAUUUCAAACUGUGACUUCUGGGAAGUGGUCUCAGGGCAUCUAUAUCAUAUUAUUUUUAUCAAAGAACAUUGUUGAUACAGUAGACAUUGCAGCAUGUCUGUGUGUGUGUGUCCUUGAUUAAUUGGAUUAAUCCUCACACCUACCAUAGGAGAAUAUCCUUAUUUCCUCUAUUACUGCUGAAGAAACGAGCCAGGCACAUAAGAUUGCCUAAGCUUGCCACAGGUGGUGGUGGGGAGAGGGCGGCUAGGACAGAGAAGGGACCCCUAUGACAAUGACAGUUGGAAAUGAUCACUCUGAGCACUCAAAGAACCAAGUGCUGAAAGGAGGUAGAGGGACAAAUAUGAUUUCAGCACCUGUAUUGCAAGCCAUAAUGCCCAAAAGUAGUGGGGG
This is a messenger RNA of Sorex araneus (European shrew), 3111 nucleotides long. RefSeq names its product nephrocystin 1 (gene NPHP1). The record is from RefSeq and is a predicted model, not a curated record. Bases 58 to 2196 code for a protein of 712 amino acids. Gene Ontology annotation, cellular component: cytoplasm; cilium. Lineage: Eukaryota; Metazoa; Chordata; Mammalia; Eulipotyphla; Soricidae. Gene Ontology annotation, molecular function: protein binding. The transcript is spliced from 20 exons. Gene Ontology annotation, biological process: protein localization involved in establishment of planar polarity.